AUGCAGUCACCACCCAUGGAGAAGAAGGGUACAGUCACGCAACUAUCGUCCAUGUUCCCACCGGAGGAAGCGCAGAAAGCUUCGAAGCGUGUGCAGGAGGCCAUUGACGAGCGCCAGCAGCAACUCAAUCAGCUCAAGGGCUUCGUUGAUGACAAUGUUAGCCUCAUAAACCUUGUCCAGAAGCUCCCAGAUGAAACCCACCACAAUAUAAUGGUUCCAUUUGGAAAGGCAGCGUUUUUCCCAGGACGGUUGAUCCACACCAAUGAAUUUCUGGUCCUUUUAGGAGAAGGUUAUUAUGCCGAUAGAACAUCUAAGCAAACAAUCGAGAUUUUGAAAAGAAGAGGCAAGACAGUAGAAACGCAAAUCGAAUCUCUGAAGGCUAUAAUGCUGGACUUAAAGACUGAGGCUUCGUUCUUUGAUACUACAGCAAACGAGUCAGCGGAGGGCAUUGUAGAGAUCAGGGAAGAUUAUGUUGAGGACGAUUCUUUUCAGACACCAGUCGGGUAUGAAAGCACUGACUCCGCUCCUGUUGAGAGGGACAGUAAAAAAGGUGCAGAUGAAGAUGACGAUGAAGAUUUUAGACGCAUGCAAAGGCGUAUGGAUGAACUUGAAAAAGAGGAAGCUGCUGCUGAAAGGGCGAAUGAUGAAUCCAAUGAGGAUGAGCAGACACAAAACGAGUCAGCUAGCGUAAUCAAUCAAGAAGUUAGAAGUUCAAAGGUGGAAGCAUUAGAGGUUCCAACAGUAUCUAAAGACGGGCCUUCAAAUACGGAUGAUCCAGGACCAGAAAACACUACCAUGAGCAAGGCAUUGGAGCCCCCUCGAGUAGAGAAGAACGUUCAAUCUCCUCUUACCGCAGCAAGCAUGGCCUUUACUGGCACAAUUGUGGAGCAUCCUCAUAAUGUCGGGUUGCAUUUGGCGGGACAACAAAGUGGUACUCGUGGAUCUAAACCUGUUUCGAGGUUUAAGAUGCAGAGGAAAUAG
Molecule: messenger RNA, 981 nt
Organism: Striga hermonthica
Lineage: Eukaryota; Viridiplantae; Streptophyta; Magnoliopsida; Lamiales; Orobanchaceae
Source: the annotation of a GenBank genome assembly